GUAUUCAUUUGCUUUACGUAAUAGGGUAAUAGACUAUUUACGUUUUUAAUCCAUGAUUAACUUAAACGUUAACUUUAACCUACGGUUAGGUAAUUAAUUAUUUAACCGAGGCCUGGUGGAACCACCGUGUCUUCUAAUAGUUCUCACAAGAUGGCGCACUUAUAAAAAUUGAUUUGAAAUAUUUGUUGCUACUGUACAUGAAUUUGUACUUCGUGUCGCUUUACGUUCAGCGGUUGUUUAUAACAGCACGUGGUAAUUAUUAUUUAAUCGAGUAAUACGACAAACGUGUAGAAAUUUUAUCCAACAUGGGCACGCCUGAUGUCGAAAAGCCAGAACCCUCAAAUUCGCAUGAAACGGAAAAAGCAAAACCGACGAAAAGAAAGCAGAACGAUGAAAGUGUUAUGGAAGUAGAUACAGUUCAAGGAAUAGAGGGAAAGGUAAAAGUAAAGCCAGCUUCAAAAAGAGCGAGAGGCAUCCAAGGGGAACAACGGAAAGUACCUGUCCCGGCACAUAGAUAUACACCACUAAAGGAGAAUUGGAUGAAAAUUUUUACACCUCUAGUAGAACACUUGCAGUUGCAGAUUCGCUUUAACCUAAAAACUCGAAACGUCGAGCUCCGCACAGGACCAGAGACUUCGGAUAUAGCCAAUCUUCAAAAAGGCGCUGACUUUGUAAAAGCAUUCAUCUAUGGAUUUGAAGUAGAAGAUGCAUUGGCCCUGCUAAGAUUAGAUGAUUUGUUUAUCGAAACAUUUGAAAUACAAGAUGUCAAACCUCUGAAAGGUGACCAUACAUCUAGAGCGAUCGGAAGAUUGGCAGGUAAAGGAGGAAGAACAAAAUUCACGAUAGAAAAUGUGACAAAAACUAGAAUUGUACUAGCUGAUAGCAAAAUCCACAUUCUUGGCUCGUAUCAAAACAUUCAACUUGCGAGGAGAGCUAUUUGUAAUUUGAUACUCGGUAGUCCACCGUCAAAAGUUUAUGGACAGUUGAGAAACGUAGCAGGUAGAAUAUCAGAACGUUUGUAAAUAAAAUUUGAUAAUAAAAUAAGAAAUAAUUUGUUUCAUA
Orussus abietinus is the source of this 1062-nucleotide messenger RNA. RefSeq names its product RNA-binding protein pno1. Gene Ontology annotation, cellular component: nucleolus. NCBI's taxonomy places the organism in Eukaryota, Metazoa, Arthropoda, Insecta, Hymenoptera, Orussidae. Gene Ontology annotation, molecular function: RNA binding. The record is from RefSeq and is a predicted model, not a curated record. The transcript is spliced from 3 exons. Bases 306 to 1022 code for a protein of 238 amino acids.